Molecule: messenger RNA, 1131 nt
Organism: Guillardia theta CCMP2712
Lineage: Eukaryota; Cryptophyceae; Pyrenomonadales; Geminigeraceae
Exons: 4
Coding region: 1-1131 (376 amino acids)
Source: RefSeq, a predicted model, not a curated record
AUGCAAGCACGGGCGGCAGCGGUCUCUAUGCCAAGACAAAGGUCCCGGUGCAAGGAGUGCGGAGGUGGAAGCAUAUGCAAGCACGGGCGACAGCGAUCUCGAUGCCAAGAGUGCGGAGGUGGAAGCAUGUGCGAGCACGGGCGACAGCGAGCAUCAUGCAGAGAGUGCGGAGGAGGGAGUAUAUGCGAGCAUGGGCGGCAGCGAGCAUCAUGCAAAGAGUGUGGGGGGGGGAGCAUCUGUGAACAUUCGCGGCAACGGUCUCGAUGCAGAGAGUGCGGAGGAGGGAGUAUAUGCGAGCACGGGCGGAGGCGAUCAAACUGCAAGUGUUGCAGAGGAGGGAGCGUAUGCGAGCACGGGCGGCAGCGAUCGAGAUGCAAGGGAUGCGGGGGAGGAAGCAUAUGCGAGCACGAGCGGCAGCGAUUCCAAUGCAGGGCAUGCGGAGGAGGGAGCAUAUGCGAACAUGGGCAAGUACGAUCACGAUGCAAGCAAUGCGGAGGAGGGAGCAUAUGCGUGCACGGGCGUCAACGAGCAUCAUGCAAAGAUUGUUCAGGAGGGAGUAUUUGCAAGCAUAGGAAGGUAAGAUCACGAUGCAAAGAAUGCGGGGGAGGGAGCAUAUGUGAGCACAAUCUCCAUAAAUCAUCGUGCAAAAAGUGUGGGGGAGGGAGCAUAUGCGAGCAUGGGAGAGUUCGAUCGCAGUGCAAGGAUUGUGGAGGAGGAAGCAUCUGCAAACAUGGUCGGAGAAGGUCACGAUGCAAAGGAUGUGGGGGAGGGAGCAUAUGCCAGCAUGGGCGGCAGAGAUCACGAUGUAAAGAAUGCGGGGGAGGGAGCAUAUGCGAACAUGGACAACGGCGAUCUGGAUGCAAGUCUUGCAGAGGAGGAAGCAUAUGCGAGCAUGGAAGAGCACGAUCACAAUGCAAGGAAUGUGGCGGAGGAAGCGUAUGCGAGCACGGGCGGCAGCGAUCGCAGUGCAAGGAAUGUGGUGGGGGGAGUAUAUGCGAGCAUGAACGAAGGCGAUCACAAUGCAGGGAAUGUGGGGGAGGGAGCAUAUGCGAGCACGGGCGUAGACGAUUGAUAUGCAGGGGAUGCAACAUAGUCACAUCUCGUAGCACUCCCGCAGGCGUACACAUGUGA